Messenger RNA from Humulus lupulus (European hop), 1835 nucleotides. RefSeq names its product polyubiquitin-like. Gene Ontology annotation, biological process: protein ubiquitination; modification-dependent protein catabolic process. The transcript has 2 exons. NCBI's taxonomy places the organism in Eukaryota, Viridiplantae, Streptophyta, Magnoliopsida, Rosales, Cannabaceae. Gene Ontology annotation, molecular function: ubiquitin protein ligase binding; protein tag activity. The coding region runs from base 176 to 1636 and encodes 486 amino acids. The record is from RefSeq and is a predicted model, not a curated record. Gene Ontology annotation, cellular component: nucleus; cytoplasm.
CGUUGUUUACAGAUAACAACAGACAUUUGCUUUAAUUAUCCACUAAACGACGGGAAAGCCCAUCGAUUAGCCCAAACGAAAUAUCAUUGGGUGUGGGCCAAGAAAUCAACACGUGUCAUAUUCUUGUUCGAUACGCGGUAAGGUUCUCGAUUAAGUCGGCAACCGGUUCUAUAUAAUGAGUCCCCAUGAGAACGCUUCUUCAUCAACCUACACAGAAACUUUCUCUCAUCAAUUUCGAAGUCUUUCUUUUCUUUCUCUCAAGAUGCAGAUCUUUGUGAAAACUCUUACCGGAAAAACUAUCACCCUUGAGGUGGAAAGCUCCGACACCAUCGAUAAUGUCAAGGCCAAGAUCCAAGACAAGGAGGGUAUCCCUCCAGACCAGCAAAGGCUGAUCUUUGCUGGCAAGCAGCUUGAAGAUGGUCGCACCCUUGCUGAUUACAACAUUCAGAAAGAGUCCACUCUUCAUUUGGUGCUCCGUCUCCGUGGUGGCAUGCAAAUCUUUGUCAAAACCCUUACUGGAAAAACCAUCACCUUGGAGGUCGAAAGCUCCGACACAAUUGACAACGUCAAGGCCAAGAUUCAAGACAAGGAAGGUAUCCCACCAGACCAGCAGAGAUUGAUUUUCGCUGGCAAGCAGCUUGAGGACGGCCGUACUCUUGCCGAUUACAACAUCCAGAAAGAAUCCACCCUUCACUUGGUACUCCGUCUCCGUGGUGGUAUGCAAAUUUUUGUUAAGACACUCACCGGGAAAACCAUCACCCUUGAGGUGGAAAACUCAGAUACCAUUGACAAUGUCAAGGCCAAGAUUCAGGACAAGGAGGGUAUUCCCCCAGACCAGCAGAGGUUGAUCUUCGCUGGUAAGCAACUCGAGGAUGGCCGGACCCUUGCCGAUUAUAACAUUCAGAAAGAAUCCACCCUUCACUUGGUUCUCCGUCUCCGUGGUGGCAUGCAAAUUUUUGUGAAGACCCUUACCGGGAAAACCAUUACUUUGGAAGUCGAAAGUUCCGAUACUAUUGACAAUGUGAAAGCUAAGAUCCAGGACAAGGAGGGUAUCCCGCCUGACCAGCAAAGGCUCAUUUUUGCUGGCAAGCAGCUCGAGGAUGGACGAACCUUGGCCGACUAUAACAUCCAGAAGGAGUCGACCCUUCACUUGGUGUUGCGUCUCCGUGGUGGGAUGCAAAUCUUUGUGAAGACCUUGACUGGGAAAACCAUCACCCUUGAAGUUGAAAGCUCGGAUACCAUCGACAAUGUUAAGGCGAAGAUCCAAGAUAAGGAGGGUAUCCCCCCAGACCAGCAGCGGUUGAUCUUUGCUGGCAAGCAGCUUGAGGACGGGAGGACCCUUGCUGACUACAACAUCCAGAAGGAGUCCACUCUACACUUGGUACUGCGUCUGCGUGGGGGCAUGCAAAUUUUUGUCAAGACCUUGACUGGGAAGACUAUUACCUUGGAGGUUGAGAGCUCAGACACAAUUGAUAAUGUGAAGGCCAAGAUUCAGGACAAGGAGGGCAUUCCUCCAGACCAGCAGAGGCUUAUUUUCGCUGGUAAGCAGCUGGAGGAUGGGAGGACCCUGGCGGACUACAAUAUCCAGAAGGAGUCUACCCUGCACCUUGUCCUUCGUCUCCGAGGUGGAUUUUAAGUCGUUGGUUAUGGUGAUUUGUGGUCCAAUUUGCUCGUUUUUCCGUCAUCUUUGUUUCGUGUUGGCUCGUUUAGUCUGGUUGCCAUUAGUGACCUUUAAAUAAAUUGGAAAAACUGUGUGUGCUUUUAGUAAUUGUUUUUUAUGGUUUCGUACAAUUUGAAGCGGCUAAUAUGCCAUUAUGAACAUUCUAUUAUGUAAA